AAAUGGCUGAUGAUUCUGUAACCACGCCGGUUGUUAAUGAUUGUGAUCCCGCCGUCGUCGAUACUGCAACUGACGAGAUGAAGCUUCUCGGAGAGGCCGUGAAGGAACUGCCUGCUCACGCUGUAAAAGACCUGAUGACUCAAGAGGUGUGUGUCCGAUGCAUUUUUCGGCUAUUUGACGUUCAGGAAGGUAUUUAUGCUUUGGUCUCCCCAACAACCCUAUAUUCCAUUAUCGGAAAAGGAACACAGGUGGAAGCUAUGGCGACUAAGAGUUCUGGUGAAACCGAAGAUGUGAAAAUUUUGCACUCAUCUCAAGAGUCAGAAAAGUCAAGUGUUUGUUCAGUUUGCUUAGGUGCCUUGCAAUUUAGUUAUUGUGAUGAGAGAGAUGUGUUGGUAGAGAAGGAUCAUGCUGAGGAUUUUGCCAGGACAGUUGCUGAAAGUGUGAAAGAGAAGUGCCAUGAAAUUGCCAGCUAUUCUCUUGAAGUUUCGUUGCCAACAGUUAUCAAUGAAAAUGAAGAAGUGAUUGUGUCGUACAUGAAAAAGAAGUAUGCUUCUGAAGUUUGGUUUCAAGAGAAAUUCUCAUCUGAACAUAUUUCAGUAAAGGAUGCACUCAAGCUAUCUAUAACACAUUCCCUUGAACUAUUAUUGGGUGUUAAAUGUGGUGUUAGUGAUUUUCGCAUUCGUUUGACAUACGAGCAUCUUGGUGCCACAUCUGCAGAAGAUAAGGCGGGGAAAAACCAAUGCAACAAGAGACAAAAAUCAGGUGCAGAGGUUUCUAGUUUUCAUAGCAGUGAAGGGAAUGGACUCAUUAAAUGUAGUAAUGGGACAACGCAAAGUGGUGAUGUUUCAGACUUUAGUUGCCAACUGAGAAAGGUUGGUCAACCUUGUCGCAUGACUCUGCUUUGUUCUAGGGCGCCUAUCUACAUUGGUGGUCGAUAUCUGAAGUUCUCACGGAACGUGAGUCAGACCCGUUGGAUAAUUGAUGAUGAAAGGAAGGGAGAGGCAUCUGUUGAGGAACUUAUCGGUGGCAACAUCCUUCCCAUGUGUAACGGUGAUGGCUACAAGUUCCAUGCUGCAGGGAGAGAGGAUAUAGAUGUCAGGAUGUUGGGUUCAGGGAGGCCUUUUUUGAUUGAAAUACAAAAUGCGCGAAAUAUCCCUUCUGAGAUGUCCAUCAAAGAAAUGGAAAAGAAAAUAAACAGUCUGGAAAGUAACCUGGUUAGAGUAAAACAUCUCAAGGUUUUGGGGAUUCAAGGUUGGAGCUUAAUGCGUGAAGGAGAAGCAGAAAAACAGAAAGAAUAUGCUGCUUUGGUAUGGAUAUCUCGCCCUAUUAAGGAGGAUGAUCUGCAAGCCGUGUCCUCGUUUAAGGACUUGAAAGUCUUGCAGAGAACGCCAGUAAGGGUUCUACACCGUCGAAGUCCUUUAGAGCGUGAAAAGAUUAUUCAUUGGAUGAAAAUUGAGGAAAUUGCUGGGAAUUCUCAAUAUUUUCUACUUCAUCUAUGCACCCAGCUAUCUGUACGGUUGAUGGACGUUCACCAGUGGCUGGAACUUACAUCAAGGAAUUUGUUCAUGGAGAUCUCGGACGUACCCAUCCUAGCAUUGGGUCGAUUCUUGGAUGUAGAGCUGAAAUCUUACAGCUUGAUGUAACAGAUGUCAAAAUGGAUAUCUUGAACGAAUGAUAUUUUAAAUUGCCCCUUUGCCUCUUUCAAUUUGUAUGUCGUAGCAGCAUUUUAAAUUGUGAACAUUUUAAUUUGUAAAACAUUUAUCAAACCAAACUAACCUACUAUAUCCAAGGUCUGAAAUGCAUAGCGGCGAAUACAAGCCUCAACGAAGAUCACAAUCUGCUUCACAAUUGUCUAACGACCAGCCCUCGAAUCUGCUUCAAGCGUUUAAUACGCUCUCUGAAUGAUCACAAUCAUGUAGAUUAGUACAUGGAUCGGAGCCACAUCCCUCCUUGCCUACGUUGCAUGUACGCUAAAACCCUUAUGGUUUGAUCCAUUUUAAUGAUUUUUACUGUUAACUCUAUUUUGAA
Messenger RNA from Cynara cardunculus var. scolymus (artichoke), 2028 nucleotides. RefSeq names its product putative tRNA pseudouridine synthase Pus10. The record is from RefSeq and is a predicted model, not a curated record. The transcript has 16 exons. Gene Ontology annotation, biological process: tRNA pseudouridine synthesis. Gene Ontology annotation, molecular function: RNA binding; pseudouridine synthase activity. Bases 3 to 1643 code for a protein of 546 amino acids. NCBI's taxonomy places the organism in Eukaryota, Viridiplantae, Streptophyta, Magnoliopsida, Asterales, Asteraceae.